CUCUAUGGGACAGUUGUGUGUUAUGUUUACAAUGCAUUGGAUUAUCUCAGACAUGGCGGCGGCUGUAGGAGUGCAAUAAUCUCUUUAAAAAUAGGCUGUCCUGAAUGUUUUACCACAAAGACACGUGUUUGUUUGAAGGUAACGGCAUUGCGUUAGUCUGGGAUUUAAUUUAUAUUUUACAGCAAUUUAUUCUCAUAAACGAAUGUGCAAUGUUACGUUAGGCAAACGCUGUUGAAGCAAACGAUUUUUAUUUAUGUAUAAGAGAGGCCAUGAACACCAAAGAGAUCAUUCAUUAUGCUACACAGAUAGAAAAGUUGCAAAACGAUGGCAGCUAUGAAGAUAUUGUAUCAUUACUGACAGAUCUGAAUAACGCGUCUGUUACGUCAGAGCAGAUUCAGACCACAGAAAUUGUGAGGGUCCUUUAUAAGCUCCUGAAGUUCUGUCCAGUCGUAAGUGCUAAAACGAUAGCAAAGAGCUUGCUCUCAAAAUGGAAGAAGUUGUACAAGUUGUCACCUGUGCUGAAAAGUAAUAAUGACGACAAACGUGAGGGCAAAGAACUAGAGACACAUAACCUGCCUGAUAAUAAUGUGUCAUUGGAAAUUCCCUCAGUAACCAGUGGAUCUCAUUGCUUAAAGGGAAAUGAGAAUCAGGCAUUUACAUGCAGCACAGAGCAACACAAUAUAAAAAAGGAUGAAAAACAGGACAAAUGUGAAGACAGUACUGUAGAUACUUCCUCUGUACUUCCUCUUCCAAGUACUUCCAGCACUUCCUCUGGCUCCACGGAAUUAAGAACCAAAUGUGUCCAGCUGAUUCUCCAGGCUCUUACCCCAAAUCAGCAAGUAGGCUUGGAUCAUAUGGACAAACACAAAGCCCUUGCCCAGGGCAUUGAAGAAAACGUUCAUGGUCUUUACGGAUCUAACCUAUUUAAGUACAAGUCGUGCAUCAGGAGCAAGGUGGCCAACCUAAAGAACCCAAAGAACCCUCAUCUACGUCAAGGCCUUAUGUUGGGACACCUGACUCCAGAUGCAUUUGCCCGCAUGUCUGCAGAGGAAAUGGCAGGGGCUGAACUUCGACAGAUCAGGGAAACAUACACCACUUUGGGCAUCAGUGAGCAUCAGUUACCACAGGUGGUGGAAGGGACACCCACCAAUAAAGUUAGCUGCAGACGCUGUGAUGGUUUGGACUGCAGGGUGACACAGAUCUCAAGAGGAAUGCUCUUUUUGCCGUCGUGGGUACGGGGUGGCAGUACGGAUGAUGAUUCGAUGACCUUUAUGACCUGUGCUAAUUGUGGAGAGCAGUGGUACCACAGUAGCUGGGUUUGCCUUUGAGAAAGUGUUUAUGUGUAUUGAUGAUAACUGUGUAAUGAUGAUGAAUAACAGCAUUGUGCACUAUUUUAUUUUUCUGUACACACAUACCCAUUUUUUAAUCAGAUAAUGUUUUUCGUUUGGUGCAAUAAACCUUCAUAAUGCA
Molecule: messenger RNA, 1470 nt
Organism: Misgurnus anguillicaudatus (oriental weatherfish)
Lineage: Eukaryota; Metazoa; Chordata; Actinopteri; Cypriniformes; Cobitidae
Product: transcription elongation factor A N-terminal and central domain-containing protein
Biological process (GO): DNA-templated transcription
Cellular component (GO): nucleus
Source: RefSeq, a predicted model, not a curated record